This is a messenger RNA of Mizuhopecten yessoensis (Yesso scallop), 2491 nucleotides long. RefSeq lists its product as uncharacterized. Bases 117 to 2471 code for a protein of 784 amino acids. NCBI's taxonomy places the organism in Eukaryota, Metazoa, Mollusca, Bivalvia, Pectinida, Pectinidae. The transcript has 15 exons. The record is from RefSeq and is a predicted model, not a curated record.
UUAAACAGUCUUACAAUUUGCUAUAUUUUCAAAAUAAUAUUAUGUUCAGAAAUCGUUACGCUGAGGCCAGCCUUUAAUGUCCUGAUCUGACCAGCUUAUUCUGUAACAAAACCGCCAUGAUUGACGUUCGGAUAGUGUCCAUUCUACUGACAUUGAUAGGAUGGUCACUGGCCCUUCAACACUGUCCAAACGAAUGUAACUGGAGUGGACGAUGUGACGUACACAGAGGUCAUUGCUCGUGCUACCAAGGAUACUACAAUGCCGACUGUUCUGGGGAUUGUGGAUGUGCUGGGCAUGGAGUUUGCAAAACAGAUCACACUUGCGAUUGUGACGAUGGAUGGACGUGGUCGACAAGUCUACACAAAUGUGUCUGGGAGUGUAACUGUCCACACGGUGUAAGGUGCAUGGGGCCAGGAAUCUGCGCAUGCGCACAGAGUUGCAAAUAUGGCACGUGCUGGAAUGGUCAAUGUGAGUGCUGGACAGGUUAUACUGGCCAUACCUGUUCGCAUUACAACCCAUUAACGAUGCCUAACAGGGGCGUCAGUGUGGGUAUGAACCUCGGCGGCCUUUCCUACUACUCCAGUGAAGUGAAGUUCGUAGACGUGGCGAAAGAAUCCAUGGAAUGGAUAACACAAAGACGAGAGGGCGCACAAGCGCAUCAGUGGAAUACUCAAGAGGAAGCAACAGUUGCCUAUGACGACGACGGAUAUCCCAAACGACUGGAAGAUACGAUGAUACUGGUGACCUUGAUGCUCCGUGGAGGUCAUUGGAGUCCCGGGGGUAACUAUACCAUACUGUAUGACGGAGAGGGAGAACUUGACCUUGGACUCGUUCACGUCACACGUGUCUACGAGGGCAAAGGACGCAUCAUCGUCAAUAUGGAUCCUGGAUCAGGUGGUAUCGAACUGAAGCUCAUGCGCAUAAACCCACAAAACCAUAUUCGGAACAUCCGAGUCAUACUUCCGGGUUUUGAGGAUAGGCAUGCGCACUUCCCUUACAAUCCAUUGUUCUUAGAGACAAUCACACGUUACUCUGAGUUCCGAUAUAUGGACUUCAUGCAUACAAACGCACACCGGCCCGAACCUACAACAUGGGCAAGUCGCAGGAAGCAGACUUUUUACACCCAGACCGGAAGCUACGGUGCCGCCAUUGAAAACAUGAUACUGUUGAGUAACAUGAUGGGCGCCAACCCUUGGUUUAAUAUCCCUCACGCAGCAGACGACGACUUCAUCAGACAGUUUGCGGCUUUGGUCAAAUCAUCCCUGCGUCCAGACCUUAAAGUAUAUCUUGAGUAUUCCAACGAAGUGUGGAAUGGAAUAUUCCGCCAGACAGCAUAUACAGUAGAAAAGGGGACACAACUCGGUCUAGACAGCCAUGGUAACAGGGCUGGGAUGAAAUAUUAUAAUCAAAGGUCAUCGGAGGUCAUGCAGAUAUUCCAGGCGGUAUUUGGUAAUCAUGGCAACGAUAGACUCAUUCCCGUGUGGGCGUGGCAGACUGGUUACCAGGACUACUACCGACAAGCACUUGAUGACCUCGGUAACCGGACACGUGACUUUAAGGCUCUGUCAAUCACAGGGUAUUUUUCAUGCGACGGCGCUGCUUCAAAACAUAAAGCUGAGUUACCAAACAUGACAAUGAGCGAGAUAAGUGACCUUUGUGCCUUGGGACUUUCCACCCAGGAAAACCUGUACCAACACUACAUGGAUGUCGCGAAGAACCACAGUUUAGCGCUGGUGAUGUAUGAGGGAGGACCAGCCGUGAUGGAACCUGGGGCCAUAUCACAUGGAACAUCAAAUGACGCUGUCACAACCAAGGCCAUCGCGUUUAAUUCCGACCCUCAUAUUAAAGUUAACGUGAUGGCGAUUCUGAACGCCUGGAAGAGGAUCGUGACAGAUGCCCCGGGAAAUCAGGCUUCUGGCGGCCUAUUCAACUACUUUUCUUCGGCCGGUUUUCCAAGCAAAUACGGAAGCUGGGGGAUGCUACAAUACACUGGGGAGGACCUGCACAGCGUCCCCAAAUAUAUGGCUGUUCACGAGUUCAUCACCAAACAACUCGGCCAUGACGUUCUCGGAAACAAAUGUUCUUUCGUAAAAAGUGGGAACCUCGCGUUCGGAUGCUUCAAACCAAAAAAUGGACAUAGCUGGAAAUGUGGCAAAUCUUACAAUCAUGGAUCAGCCUGGGAGUACUUGCCUGACCUACCCGGACAAGGUAUCCUAAGUAUUCUUGACGGAUACGAUUCCAUUACUCACACACUGUUUGUUCGGACAGUUGAUGCGGUGGGUGUGAACCAAUAUCACGUGACCAAUACCAACCAUUUCAAUUGGACCACUACAGACAGUUGGGACUAUCAUUCAAAGUCUGCCUCUCGUCAUGUGACUCGAAGUCUCGCGGCGGGAGAUUAUCACCAUCUAGCUACAGCCCACGCUGACUGUGUAUAUUAUGCACACGCACCUGCGCCUGUCUUGGGUUGACAACUUGAAUAAAAGUAUGU